Hibiscus syriacus is the source of this 839-nucleotide messenger RNA. RefSeq names its product coiled-coil domain-containing protein 22 homolog. Bases 24 to 707 code for a protein of 227 amino acids. Gene Ontology annotation, biological process: positive regulation of ubiquitin-dependent protein catabolic process. The record is from RefSeq and is a predicted model, not a curated record. Gene Ontology annotation, molecular function: cullin family protein binding. The transcript has 4 exons. NCBI's taxonomy places the organism in Eukaryota, Viridiplantae, Streptophyta, Magnoliopsida, Malvales, Malvaceae.
AACUGAAAGCAAACAAUUUACAAAUGCAGCAUCUUGAGGAAGAGCUUGGAUUUUGGAAGGUGGAAGCAGAUAUGGCAUUUGAUGAAAGCCACCCUAUGGAUUUUUGCUUGGAACAACUUAAUAAGCAGAUCAAUGCCAAAAAACAUAAUAUUCUGGAACUAGAGUCACAGUGGGAUGCUUUCCGAAAACCUAUAGAAGAGAAGAAAAGAAACCUCGAGGAAUGUUUGUAUGUAAACAAUCCAGAGGCUCUAGAGAAACUCCAAAAGUUGAGAGAAAUCGAGCUAGAAAUUCAGUUCACCUCAUUUGAAAUUAGAAAAAGGGAGGAGGAAUGCUUGAAACUUGCUGCUGAUCUCAAGAGGCAGCCCGAGGUGGCAUCUCGGAGGUCCUAUAUUGAGCGAAUAAAGGAGAUCACAAAAAAUAGUGGCAAACUCGACUCUGACAUAGAACACAUAUUAAGAGAAACUAGGGUGCUCCAGUUAGAAAGCAAUUCCAUUCAGGAGAGCCUUCAUCGCACCUAUGCUGUCUUGGAUGAAAUUGUCUUCCGGGUAUCAAAGAAAGAUGCAGACCGGCAACAGGUUUAUAAACUGCUCAUCAGCAUCCAUGAUAGCUUUGAGCAAAUCUCUGAGAAAAUCCUUGCAACCGAUAGAAUACGAAGAGAACAACUGAUCUUGAAACGAAACUCGCAGCCAUGUCUUCCCAAAGCUUAAAUGCAGACCAGCUACAAGCCGACCUUGAUGCCAUUGCAAAGGAAAACAAAUACCUGGAGCAACAACUGCUACACAGUUGAACCUAUAGUGUCACUGUAAUCAGUUCUUUCGACUGAAGGUGAUUUUGUUCUU